This is a messenger RNA of Kwoniella shivajii, 2715 nucleotides long. RefSeq lists its product as uncharacterized. Lineage: Eukaryota; Fungi; Basidiomycota; Tremellomycetes; Tremellales; Cryptococcaceae. Bases 1 to 2715 code for a protein of 904 amino acids. The record is from RefSeq and is a predicted model, not a curated record. The transcript is spliced from 3 exons.
AUGGGUGUAAGAGGUUUAGAAACAUUCGUAAAGGAGAAUCGAACUUCCUUGACCAAGAGUGUCACCUUGCCCUCUAUUGACGGUGAUGGCAGUCCUCAGAGCGAGGAAGCAAGGACUCCGAUCAUUGUAGAUGCUUGGGGAAUCAUAUUCAAGCUGUAUCUUGAUACUCUACCAUGGACAUCUGGAGGCGAAUAUCUAAGAUACUACAAACUAGUGAAGAAGCUGGUUAUCGCAUGGAGGAAAGUAGGAUUAGAACCCACGUUUGUUUUUGAUGGCGCAGCACCUCCAGAGAAACACAACACCAUUCUCUCCAGAGCUUCUGAAAAAUUGGUAGCUUGUCAAUUGUUCUACACCACCUCGGUAACAUCACGUUCAUCCCCUUCAUUCUCGAGAGGGGGAAAGGUGGUUCUACCAUUCUUCGCAUCUCAUGCUUUCAUAUUCGCUUUACAUCGAUUGGGAGCCAAGACCCAUUUCGUACCUGCUGGAGAAGCAGAUGGAGUCUGUGUCACAAUGGCUGAGAAAGUCGGUGGAUAUGUCUUUUCAAGAGAUUCAGAUUUCGUCAUUCUCGUAGGGAGAACAGAAAGAGUUAAAGGAUACGUUCCUCUUGAUAUGUUAAGUUGGAUAGAAGGUGAAAUGCCAAAAUUAGAGAUAUCAAAAGCAAAAGAAAACAAAUACAUUCCACCUGGUGCUAGACAUGCAGCGUCUUUAGAAUCAUUCCAACCUGUUUCUAAUGGUAGAAAGAAUAAUAAUCCAUAUUCUUCAGGUAGACAAUCAUCAAUGAUACCACCAUCAACACUCAUAAAUCCAACAUUAGUAUUGACUUUCAUUCCUCCACAAGCAUUAAGACAUAGACUUCGGUUACCUUCAACGCACUUGCCACUAUUCGCAUCACUAUGUGGGACAGAUUAUAUUCCCCCAAGCGUGACUCAACAGUUUUUUGAAAACUCUCUGACUGUCUGCCAGAGGAUCGAAAAAGCAGCUAGAAUAUUGAGAGAACAGCUUUUCGCCCCCACUACUCCCUCAAAGAAGAAUGUGAAUAUAAAUCCAGGAGAUCAAGUAGUCGAAUUAGUCAAAAGAGUUAUCAAGAAACUAUGUAUAUAUCCAUUCGAUACUGAACAAGCUCUAGAUGAAACUGUAGAUAGGAUCAUUGAGGGUGCUUUACAAUACUCCUUACCUCAUGGUGGAUCAUGUUGUUCCACUUAUCCCUUUUGUGGUGAAUUAGAUCCAAUGGGUUGUCAAACUCCGAUCACCAUGGGCGAAGGAACUUUACCCAUACUCAAUCAACCCUCGAUGGACAGUGAAGCUUAUUCAGGCAAAGAAGCAUACUCCGCUGCGCAAAGAAAAGGCUUGGUGGGCACGAUAACACAUGGUUGGUUAUAUCCCGAUAGGAUGUACCAGUGGCAAGUACUAGAGGACGUGUCGGGACCUUGCUUGAAAGCGUCAGAAGGCGCAAGGGAAAUAAGAAGAGCAGCCUGGAUAGUUGCAGAUGAGGGUUUAGGUGGAAUGAGAUGGCCCACGGGCGAAGAAGAUAAUGACGAAGAAGGCAAUCAACUCGGCGGAAAUGAGCCAGAACCCGACAAUAACCAUAUGAAGGUCGAUGACGAAUUGCAGGAAUUAUUAGGAGUAAGCAGUGCGACCGCCUCAGAUGUCGGCGGCGGACGAAGCGAAUCCACUACACUGGUCGAGCGUGACGCAACAUCGGAAAUCGGUUCUUCAGCGACAGUGAACAAGUCUCAAUCUAUCAGAGAAAUGGUAGAAUAUCUUAGACAAGGCUCAACUUCUAGAAUCGUUGCUUCACAACUGUCUUUACCACCGCCUACAAUCCUCACACCGGGAGAAGUACCAACAUGUUCGCGACCCCUAGAGGAAAGACUUGAAUUGUAUCUUGAACCACUGCACUCCAACACCCCUUCUAUACGAUCACUUCCUACUUCACUUCAACCACUAGUAUCACUUAUACGAUUCUCCGUGAUAGACGCCGCUCAACGUUCGAAGGCUAAAACCGAUCAACACAAAUGGCGAAGGGAGGAAGUUGUUGCUGUUUUACGAGCAUGUAUAGGUACAUACACAAUGUGGAAAAGGGAAAUACAUUCCGAAGAAAGUGCGAUGGGAAAGUCCAAGGUAAUCAAUAACGAUGAAGGAAGCGGAGGAAAGUUGUAUCCAUUACUGGAGACUAGAAAUGCUAUUUUAAUAGCUCAAAUAGGGUCUUUCUGGUCGGACGCUCAAAUGUUAGCCCAGGCUUUAUUACUAUUACCUGAAGUUGCAAUUCAACCAUCACCCGAUUCGCCCGUAUCAACAGAAGAGAACGAUUUGGGGGUGACGCAUAUCAUCCCAUUCAUCUUCUUCAGUGGUAUCAAUCUACAUAGUUUAUUAUCAAAGAACGAACCGUCCCCUGCCAGUGGCUGGAGGUGGACGUCAGAGGAACAGAAUAUCUUCGAUCGGUGCUGGACCCCAUUGAUAGACGGAUUAGAAGAAGGUGUAAUAGUGGGUUUAAAUCGUCAAUCCAUUGGGAAAAAUCCACUUAAUAACGAUACGGACACGAUAGCAAUAACCCAGGAGCACCAGGAAGGGGAAGGAGAAGGGGAAGUGGACGGAUCGAAGAAGAGUAAAAAGAAGAAAAGGAGGAAAUCGUCAAAUAGUAUUACAGGUAGGAAUGGUAAUAAUGCUCAUGCGUCGGGAGGGAGAUUUGGGAUAUUGGAAGAUUUGAUCAAUUAA